Molecule: messenger RNA, 9310 nt
Organism: Cataglyphis hispanica
Lineage: Eukaryota; Metazoa; Arthropoda; Insecta; Hymenoptera; Formicidae
Gene: vn
Product: protein vein
Exons: 9
Coding region: 1584-3260 (558 amino acids)
Biological process (GO): axon guidance; dendrite self-avoidance; homophilic cell-cell adhesion
Cellular component (GO): axon; plasma membrane
Molecular function (GO): cell-cell adhesion mediator activity
Source: RefSeq, a predicted model, not a curated record
UCUCUCUCCCUUCCUCCGGCUCUCGUGACACGCGAGGUAGGCGCCUCGUGUGUGCAUGCCGCGUGCGACACACGCGACUCGAUCCCCCCGUCAUCGUCGAUAUCUCGCGUCUGGAGCCGCAAGACCAUCUACGCGAGAGGAAGCGGUUUCUCGCGCGCGCGUGCGAGAGAGAGAGAGAGAGAUAAAAAGAAAAGGGAGAAAGUUGAAAAACAGAACGAAAUAAGUGCGUGAUAAAGCGCUCGCGGUUGACAAUUACGCGUAACGUGGAUCGGCGAAACUUGCAAAAAUCGAAAAGAACGCGGGCGCGCGCGCGAGAGAGAGAGAGAGAGUGGUGAAUAGCGGGUGAAAAGAGUGUAGAAAAGCGAACAAACGAGCGUGCGGGCAGCCGCGAGAACCGAGAGAGCAGUAGCGGACGUCUCGUGGGUAUAUUUAAAUAGUGUCCCGGCCGGUCAGAGAGGAAGCCGACGCUUUCUUCAUUGUCGUCGUCGUCGUCGUCGUCGUCGUCGUCGUCGUCGUCGUCGUCGCCGCCGCCACCGUCUCAUCGUAUUCCCGUUCUCGUCUCCGACGUCUUGACGGCCCGGUUCGACCCGUUUCUCUCUCUAUUUCGCUUUUCCCGCUUUAUCGAGUGUAACACGAUACGGAGUCACGGAGAGCGCGAGAGGGUGACAAGACGAUUGCUCGUGGAAUUCCAUUCGACUCGAUGUCGAAUCGAAGGGGAUCGACGUUUCUGAUAGUCGCGGGUAUUCCCUGCUGUAAAGUCGAUCGGUUCCGCCUGUCGUCUAUUAACGCGAGUGAACACGAAGAUUAGACAACUAAUUUUUCGUCAUUCGGCAUUCGGAAGUUAUCGCUGGAAUUUUUGUCGACUAUCAAAAAUCAAAUCUCGUGCGAAAUUGUGUGGAAAAAUUCAGAACUCGCGAUACGACAUUCGACGAGGCCUGGUUUAAGUCGGCUCAGAAUGAUUGUGCCGAUCGCGAAUCAUAAUGAUCAGAAUUUAUAAAAGAUCGAUACUGGUUGUCGCGUCCGCGAUCGUCGCAGCCGCCGGUCGGGAUCAUCUGCGAUAAUACAACAGCUUUCAGAAGAGAAAGAGGAAGGAUUUAAAAGAAAGAGAGAGAGAGAGAGACAGAAGCGGCUGCAUGGUGCGGCUCGCCACGGCUGCUACCUCCGCCGGCUUCGAGGAUGAGGAGAAUGAUAUCGCGUAGGAUGAAGACGAAUGUCGAAGAAGCCCCGACGUUCCAUUAUCGAUGGUACAACAUCUCGUGAGAAGCCCGAACAUCCGCAAGAGCAAAUUGAUAGAGAAUCCGAUUUGGUUGCUAUUCGAACGAGCGGGACGACGAAUAGCGAGUCGGGUCGUCUCUAUUACAAGCAGUGACUAAUAUCACGUGGAAAAGCAGCGCGAUAAUAAAAUUGAAGAAACAGAACUUUAGUUAAACAUAGGACUCGCAAGUGCUUACGACGAAGUCGGAAAGGGGCUCGCUCUCCGAGCUCGAAGAGGAGGAAGAGGCGGAAGGAACGCGUGCCUCUGUGUGAAUCGGGGUGACCGAGGCGUCGACCUCACCCCCGAAUCAUACCGCUAACCAGGUUGGAUGAUGUGGGCGCCUCUGCUUUUGGCCGGGUUCUUAAGCGGCUGGUGGGGCGCACUGGUGCUCGCUGCGGCACCCCCCGCCAUUCGGGACACCCUUGGGGCGACGACGAGUAGCAUCAGCACCGAGACGAGGCAUUAUCGUCCACCGUCGAUAGUGGACGUGCGCGAGAUUACGGAGUCUCAAUUGCGAGGAGAUACUCUCCGGCAAUAUACGUCGUCCGACCUUCGUCCUGCUCGUCCCCGCGACCUUGACAAGGUCCCGCCGACCGAGCCAAGCCCAGUGGACCAAGAAGAAAAAUUCUUCUCCAAAGAGAUAGAACAUUCUGCAGAGGAUGACGCGCGACAUAUCUCGCGCCACUUCUCGAUCCAUGGGGGAUCGUCGCUCGAGAUGGAUCUCGGAACUUUGGUCACGUCGAAUCCCACGCAAACGGUGGAUCCGGCGAAAGAGGCGAAAGUACGUCGCGCCUUUCACCCGGAGAUAAACGAGUCCGGUCUGACUAGCGCGCCCCGUCACUCCUCGACGCAGACACCCUUUAUGUAUCCGCCGGCGAUGGCGGAAUCGACAUCGGCGGAAUCGUCGAUGGAGCGGCCGCGGAUCGCUAGAUCGGUCAAGCAACGACCAAAGAACCGCGCCAAGGCGGACUCGCCGCGCGAGCAACGACGCCGCUGCAGGAAUAAAGAACGGAGCUGCCGCGGUCAGAAUUGGUGUCCCGACGUCGACGUCGGUAAUCGGGCCUAUCUGGCGCCCACGGUGUUCGAGGGUAAAGUACGCAGCAUGUCCUCGUUGAGAAAGCCCGGUUCAAAUUACGCGGUGACCUUUGAGGUGAAGCAGGUCUACAAGAGCCAGCCGGGCUUUCAGCCGCUGCAGAAGAAUGACAGCGUGCGAUUGCACUUUCGCGACAAAUCGGCUCCUGGCAAGUCGACCGUGUGCAACGGCCACGAAACCGGCAAUAAGGCCGGCAAGCAGCAGCAGCAGCAACAGCAGCGCGAUAAUCCGAGUGGUGUGGUGCGAGCCAAUAUUAAAAGGGGCAAAGUGUAUCUAGUGUUUGUGAAUCGCGUGGGACCCAGGAAUUUCACGAUCCUUGGCCCGCCGGUGAUCCGAAGCAAGAAGAACGAGCAGGCCGUCCAGGCUGUUGUUCGACCAGAUUACGUGCGAGAAGUUACGUUGUCCGAACUCAGGGACUCGAUAGCGAGGUUACGGGAGAGAGUGAAGCUAGUAUGCAGGACGAGGGGCUCGCCGCCCCCGAGAGUGCACUGGUUGAAGGACGGUGUACCACUGCAUCCCCGAAGAGGCCUCAGGAUUCAGCACAAACGGCGGAGAUCGAAAGUCGUGAUAUCUUCCGCGAAGCCUGAUGACAGUGGCAGAUACGAAUGCGUGGCUGAGAGUACUUCCGGUCAUCGGGCCUCACUCGCAGCCCAACUUCUAGUCGCUCAUGAUACCAGAAUUCCGGAGACAACGACAGCGGCAUGGCCGCGGCAGGAGCAGCCCUGUCCGAUAGCAGGAGAUUUUUGCAUGAACGGUGGUACCUGCCUAUUUUUCGAGACCGUCGGUGAACCGGCAUGCCGAUGCGCGGAGGGUUUCACGGGUCUACGGUGCGAGACGAAGGACGUCAUCAGCACCGGAAAUAUGGAUAAGUUUUCUUCGUUCGCCGAGGACGUGACGCUCGCCCGCUUCUAGCGCAUCUAGCGGCACUGUCAAGCUUGCACAUCGGGACAUUCAUCGUGUUUUGUUUUGUUGUAGCCUCACCCACUCAUCCCCUAUCCUCGUACAGGUUCCUGCAUCCGCGACUUCGCCCUCUCCGCGGCCCCUUCGGGCACUUCUCCUUCCACCGUGUCAUCACUAUCCGCAGAUCUUUCGCGUAGCCAUCUCGAGCGCUCAUCGCUGCUCGCCCUUUCGCACUGUCCCCCGAUUUCGCUCCCUCGAAUCAUCCUCCUUUCAUUCGUCAUCCCUCUCGUCCUCUCUUUCCUUACAUUUCACCCAUUGUCCACCGUCAUCCCCGCGAUAUCGACUCGCUCCGAGACGACGACGCUGGCCAUCGUCAAGAACCACCAUCGUUUCUCAAAGGAAUAAUUUGGCCCGCUACUUCCUGCCACAGAAGAGCCUCGGGGGACGAAGCGAACCGCCGACCAACGUCAUCCACGCGCAUACCGCAUCCUGGACCGUCGUGAGUCGAAGUUUCGCAAGCUAGCCUAGAACUAUCGCGCUGAGCGUCCUUUUCCGCGGGAUAAAGGUCUGGAAAAGCGGCAAGAAGAAAAGUUUCAAUCCUACUCCCGGAACUGUCUUCAUCCUGGAUCGCGACAAAGACCGUCACAUUGCAGUACUCACAUAUUGCUCGGAGGAAAUCCCGGCCUCUUCCACAAACGAGAUUAGAAAACUUCCAACGACGCACCUCGCCACUUCAUCUGCAAGAAAACUUCAACCUUCCGUUCGACGAGAAGGAAUCACGAGACGCGAAUGAAUGUGGAAGAAAAUAUUAAUAACAACUCGCUCUGCCAUUUAUUAUAAUCUAUUCUUUUUUGAUUGAAAUUUUUUCGCGGGAAUAUUAUUAUCUCGUUACAAAUCGUAAGUACAAACUUGUUAAUUAUAGUAUCGUUAUAUUAAAAAAAUGAGUGUUAUAAUCAUUGAGAAUAUAUUUUCUGUUAAAUUAAUUCUCUUGAUUCUUCGAUUAUACUAAUAAAUUGUUUUAAAUUAUUUUAACAAUAUUUGAUUAAUUGGACCGAUGAAAUAUUAUUGUGGAAUAUUUCCUGGUUAAUAGAUAAUAUUUUUAAUCGCGAUUUUUAAGAGAAUUUUUGGACUGCUUUUUCAAUCAGGACAACACUUUUAGAAAACACAAAUCAUUUUCUAAUCCUCGUUAUUUUCUUCCACAAAAAUGGCAUUCAGAGCUCGACAAAUAAAUGAUCUUACGUUGUAAAGCCGAUUGACUUUAGUCAAUGUCGAAAUAUCGCGAUUGCAAAAGCGCCACUUGUGAUUAUUGCUAGGAUAGAAGGAAAAAUGUAUCAUAAAGUGGAUCUCGAAUUGCUCCGUUUCCAGUGAGAUUUGUACGGGGAAAACGGGGAAUAAGAGAGGAAAGCCGUCGUAAAACUAUACCAUAGGGCACGUGCAGAUCGACGUACUACCGCGGGCAUGUCGUGAUAUCAUUUUACGGGAUUGCGCAGGAAGAGAGAACCCGCGAGGAUGAUCCCGAGUACUGUAAUAGGAUUUCCAGGAUCAGAGUUUUACGCAGGAGGGACCGCGGUAUCUUCCGGGCACCAAGUAACGGGUAACACGGGACGUUCAACUUCUACAAACAGGACGUGGCGCUUUAAUUAGCGGAGUGUCCUACAAUUACAUAAGCUGCUGCAGCAAAAUUUUAACUAGACAACUCUCUCUUGAAUACUUUGGUCAAUAAUGCAAAAGGAGAUAACUAAUCUCAUACCGUUAAUUACACGCAUACACUCUCAUGAAGGCUCACAAUGUUAUUCUAAAAAUUUUCAAUUAAGCUAUUUCAACCUACUUCUUAUACAUUUCUGUUUUUCUUUUACUAUCUUUACGUUUGUAAUUUUUAAUUAAAAAUUAAAUAUAUUUUUAAUUUUAAACCUUUUUUUUAUUUAUGUCAAAUUUUCUUUCAGACUUUUGUUAAUGUUAAGAUAUUUUGAAAUGUUGUUUAUAUACUUUACUUAAACGCUUGUAUAUUAUUCCUUUAAUUUAUUAUUCGUAUUAAAUGCAUAUUACAUUUCAUAAAUAAUAUGUUCUAAACUCGUUGUGUGUAGAAAGACUAAAGAUUUUGUUUUUUUAUUAUAUUUGCAAAUAUCAUAUUUCUUAUUUAUUUCUAACACAUAUGUUCAUUAUUUUCGACUUUAAAUUAUUUUCCUCGGAAUUAAAUUUUUAUUUUUUUCAACUUCAGCAUUUAAAAUGUAAAUCAAUUUUCAAAAAUAGACAGUACAAUCGUAAAAGUCGAUACUAAAACUAUUUGUGAAGAUAUUAGGACGGUUAAAAAACGAAAAUUUCAUUUUAUACAGCCCGGAAGAUACGUCGCAACUGUUUUGUAUGCUCGAGAGAGAACUCAGCCAGCCGCGAAAAAGCGCUCCGCGAUUCCCGAAGAGAUUUCGCCGAAGAAAAUUCCGGCUUCAAUGAUGCGUUCAGGACGCUCCUAUUGUACAAAGUAACCCCUCGUACUCCCUUUUUAGGCACUCGCGCCGCAAUGCGUUGGCUCUCGAACGAUCAAAAUACCGAAUUGUUUCCGCUCAUGAAGUGAUGAAGGGCGCAUAGGAGAUGUUAAAAUUGUACGACCAUGAUGUUAUUAUUUUUACAACAAAAUCGAAUUCAUUUUAAUUAAGAGAAAUUCACAAUAAACCUCGACGUAAAAGUAACUUUCUGCUACCAGAAAAGACAAACAAUUAUUAUAAUUUCAUUUUUAUCGCAAUAAUAAUAGCGAAUGCAAAGGGGUAAAAAUUUCUUGAAUUAAUAUAAUUAUGUUUUCAUUACAUAAAGAAUUGUUUAAAUAAUGUCAAAUGAAAAAUGUCAAUUAAAAAACGACCCCAAUUGAAUAUAAACACGUUUUUUUCUAUUAUUUUAAAGUUGUCAAGUAAAAGAAAAUUCUCUUUACAAAGCUAAAAAAUUUUUAUGCGAAUUACUAUAAUAGUCGGCUAAUGUCGAUCGACGAAUGUAUUUGACAUUUCCAUCGACGAGAGUGAACGCAUGCGCUUACUUUUUACAUCGUUAGGAAUUUACACAGUUACGUAUAAGUAGUUUUGUGGGCGAACAAGCGAGCAGAGUGUUCCGAGCCGUUUUCACGCGAUGAGAAGCGGAAAGUACUUUGCGACUCUAGCUAUAAAUCAGAAACAUGCUCGAGCGAAAAAAUAUAAAAAAAAAGAGAGAUCGUCGUAGCGAAUGAUGUCCGUGCAAGCUUACUAGUGCCGCCGUGCUUUUUCGUUGAAUUCGUUUCGUCGCUCGUACCUAUCGAACGAUUUGUAUGAAAGUCAUCGUGAGUACAUCGUGAGACUCGCCGUGAUGAUCGAUAUUUCGCGACGUCAACGAGCGAGUUUCGAUUUUAUGAUAGCGGAAAUAUUAAUGAAUAACAGUUGUACAAAUGAAAUUAGACUCCUUUGUUGGAAAAAUACAUUACUUCUAUCUAUAUAUAAUUUAUUUUAAAUCUUUAGAUACAUAUUUAAAAAUACAAUGUGUGUGCAAUACACAUAUUGUGAAGAGAUUCUAAAUAAAGUAAUUUUCUUCGCUUCUUUCUCAAUAAAAUGAACAGAAAAAUAAAUCCAAGGAAACAUAAUAUUUUAUUAAGAAAUAAUACAUCUUGAUAUAUUUGUCAAUGUAUUUACUAAUGUGGCUUUAAAAUUGCGAUUCGGCUCGAACACGCGACUAUCGAGACGAGACGGCGAGUCCGCGAAUAGUGAACAAAAGAAAGAAUGUAUUUUAUGAUAUUUUAUGCAUAAAAAAAACGAUCGUAAAUCGAUAUAGCGUUAGUAAGAGGUAAACUUAAGUAGAAGUGUAUAAAUAAAUAAAAUGACAAUUCGAGCGUGCCCUUUUGCGCACGCUACGCGCUGCACUAAACGCGCGUCGCGAAACGAACGCGAUUUUACACGUAAGAGGAAUCGAUUUUUGGUCCAUGCGGGAGGUGGAUGAGAUCGUGAAACGGUGGUUUAGCAUCGCGUAUGCACGCCCAGCACAUCGGCGAUUGAUUAAUGCGAUGAAAUGUUUACUUCAUCAAUUACGAUAUAGCCAACAAUUAUAAUAAUUUAUCGAUGGCUAGUUGAUUUCUAUUCUUUCACGCACGAGUGCUCGAUCGAAAUUAUGGUUGAAAAAAGUCUCCCGUUAAUCAUGCUAUCGCGAUUAUACGGAGACGCGAUAUAAUUGAAUGCGAUUCGAUCGACGACAUUUUCGCAAAUUCUGAUCGCUGCGAAUCACCGUUUUGCGAAAACGACAACACCCGAUCAUUGGUAUACUAAGCGCUACUGUAAAAUAUUGUAUAUUGUUUCUCGCGUUGUUUAUUUUUCAAUGUUUUUACUAGAGACACGUUUCUACGAUAUUUACGAAGAAUUACCGCAUAAUGUUAUUAAAAACGCGAUCCACGAUAUUCUGUUAUACCGUACAGACAUGCGACAAAAUAAUCUGCCGCCACCAAGCAAACAAUAUAGCCGAUUUGAAUUAUUGAAUUAUUUACGAAAAUUAAGAAUAAAAUAUAAGAGAGAAUUAAAAUAUAAAUUCAUAUCUCUGUGCAUAUUUAUAUUUUAUUGUUAUUGGCACCGUUAUUAACGGUAAAAUUAUACUUGAACCAUUGAAAAAAUGCAUUCGAGAUUAUUUUAUCGUUAUCACGAUUUAAAGCUCAAAAUUGAUUUCGACUAUUAAUUUUAAAAGUUAUAGCUUUUAUAUUCAUUAUACAUAUAAUAAAAAUAAUCAAAUUUCAAUGUUUAUUAGUCUGGUAAAAUAAAUAUUUCCUUACAUUCAAUUUCUUUCCAUUAAAAUUUUUGCCACUUUUUUUAAUAACGAUCUCAAUUCUCUAAUUUAUAUCGCGAGAGAGAUAGAAAGAAUUUAAAAUAAUUCACAUCGGCAAGCUUGAUUAUUGUCAUUGUCCGAUUUAUCGCUCUCUUACGGUAUGGCGGAGACAAAACGGGAUAAAUACAUUUGUAAAAUUGCAGCGUAUCUCCAGCAGCUUUCGCAGUGUGUGAGCUAAAAAACGAAUGCGGAGCAAAACUAGUCUAGGCGCAUUUAAAGAGCGCACGGCUUGGAUGCGGAGAAGUAUUACGAUUGUAAUGUCCGUCUAUGGCAUAAAACACGUGCUUUUGAAGAGAAACGGAAUAUUUCAAAAGUAGGGAAAAACUUUUACUAAUGUCUAAUUAUAUGCAGUUGUAUUCACGUGAAAUGUCGCCACGCUAGAAACUCAAAUCAUCUCUUGCAAAAUGUAAAAUACUAUUCAUCAAACACAUUCCUAAUUUCAAAUAUUAUCUUUCAUGUGUUUGUCAAAAAAAUAAAAUAAAAGAACAAAAAGACAGAUAUAUUGAUUGCCGAAAAAUAUUACAAUUGCUAAUGUUAAGAGAGAAUUGCGAAAAUGUAAUACCCAUGAAAUUUCGAAUAAGUAAAAUAUUUAUUAAUGUAAUUUAUUAAUGUAAUUCGCAUAAAAUAUCUGUAAAGAUGGAUCGUUGAAAUUUAAGAUGUUCAUAAAAAUGCAUCAAAAGUUUGAAAUAUUUUUUACAAUCGGGAAUGCUCGAAAGUGUGCUAUUUUCUCAAAAGUUACCGUAUAUCUCCAAGACGGGCCAAGCGGACAGAAGUUGUGACAUGUAACGUGAAGCGAACGUUUGCAUUCCGCGAUAGUCCUUAUAGCGAACAGAAUACGCACCGUGGACUAUAUGGCUAAUUCUAGCAGCACGAAGUAUUAACGUUAAUAGCGAAAUUAUUGUAAGGGAAACGUAACGGCGAAUUACUAAUAAAGGUAUAGAUCGCCAUCGAUGUUUCCCGAAAUACGAUCUUCUUCGAUCGUAUCUCGGCAAAAUCGAGAUAUGCUCGUAAUAUGGCAAAUAUAAAUGAGAGAAGCGAUUUUCUUUUAUUCCGAUAAUUGGCUAUCUUUUAAAGCGUCACAUUUAUAACAAUCGUCUAAUGAAUAGUAUGCAAUAAAAAUGUGUUACGCUCUCUAUAGAUUUUAAAGUAUUGAUUUUCCCUUUGUUAAGAAUUGAGCUUCACACAUAUUUAAUAUCUUUAAUUAUUAAUACUAAGUAGACCAUAAAAUUACAAUUACAGAUUAA